Molecule: messenger RNA, 2568 nt
Organism: Pyrus x bretschneideri (Chinese white pear)
Lineage: Eukaryota; Viridiplantae; Streptophyta; Magnoliopsida; Rosales; Rosaceae
Exons: 5
Coding region: 1-2568 (855 amino acids)
Source: RefSeq, a predicted model, not a curated record
AUGGCUCUUCAGUAUCCUAUUCUUUUCCCAUAUGGUGAAGAUGGAUACACCAAAGGUCUUCCUUGGAAUCUUGCUUUUAAAGGGGAAAAACCCAAGACUGGCGGGGUGUCUAUGAGAGCAUUUCUAGUUAUUUACACAGUUGAAUUCCAAAAAAGAGGUCUCUCGCAUUGUCACAUCUUGGUUUGGGUCAGUAAAGAGUAUGAAUGUCAUUCUCCUUCUGAUGUGGAUUCAAUCAUUUCGGCUAAAAUUCCUAGCGAAGAAUUUGACAAAGGUGGGUAUGAUGUUGUUGCACAGUAUACGAUUCAUGGUCCAUAUGGUCUUGCAAAUGAAAAAUCUCCUUGCAUGAAAGAAAAAAAAUGUUUCAAGAAAUUCCCAAAACGUUUUGCAAAUGAAACUACUUUUGAAUCUGAUAGUUUUGUCACAUACAAGCGUAAGGAAAUGGAGAAUUGUUUUGUUGUUAAAAAUGGAGUGAAGCUUAAUAAUGUGUUUGUUGUCCCUUAUAAUCGUGAAUUGUUAUUAAAUUAUCAAGUUCAUAUAAAUAUUGAAUCGUGUUGUCAAUCAAUGCUUAUUAAAUAUCUUUUCAAGUAUAUAACCAAGGGUGUUGAUAGGGCUAGAGUUGUUUUUGAGGAUCAAGAGUUUGAUGAGAUUGUAGCUUAUCUAAAUUGCAGAUAUUUAUGUCCUUAUGAAGCAGUUUGGAGAUUGUUACAAUUUCAUAUUCAUUUUAGAGAACCAGCUGUUCAAAGAUUAUGUGUGCAUCUAUCUUCUGACCAAAAUGUUAUCUUUAAAGACAAUGAUAAUUUAAACUAUGUUGCUAACCAACCUAAUCUUGAAAGCACAAUGUUAACAAAAUGGUUUGAAAUGAAUACUCAAGAUCCUAAUGCACGCCAGUUGUUUUAUGUUGAAUUUCCUUCAAAAUAUGUUUGGAAUAGUGAUAAUAAAGAGUGGACCCGAAGGAAAAAUGGUAGAUGUCCAGGUAGAGUUGCAUAUGUUCACCCUGCUGCCGGUGAAUUAUACUAUUUGAGAUUAUUGCUUAAUUAUCAAAAAGGUAGCUUUUGUUUUGAUGAUUUAAAAACAAUUAGAGGUGUUCUUCAACCCACAUUUCAGGCUGCAUGCAACUUGCUUGGCCUGUUGGGAGAUGACAAGGAGUGGAACAAUGCAAUGUUAGAAGCGAUAGUUACCGCAUCAUCGCAUCAAUUGCGACAAUUGUUUGUUACAUUAGUUUUGUUUUGUGAUGUUGCUGAUCCAACAACUUUGUUUGAGGCACAUUGGAAAAUGAUGUGUGAUGACAUCUCAAUAAAGAUGAUUAAUGCUUUUGGCUUGCAAGAUAUGUCUAAGUAUGAGGAUGAACUUAAAAAUUCUCUUUUGUAUGAGUUAGAAAAGUUGUUUGUUGCUUCAAAUAGUUCUCUAUCUAAACAUCAUCUCCCAAUUCCAAGCAAAGAUGUGAUAGAUAGACUUAAGAAUAGAAGUUUAAGAGAGGAGUUAAACUACGACACUGAAUCAUUGAAAGAGCAACAUUCACAGUUGGUUGUACAGUUGAAUAAAGAACAAAAAAUAGUUUAUGAUAGUGUCAUAAAGGUAGUUGAUCAUAAUAAGUCUGAUAGAUCUCUUCGUGAUGUUCUCAAAGGUUCAAAACUAGGUUUUGAUGAUUUGGCAUUUGGAGGAAAGCCAAUUCUCUUCGGAGGUUUGAAUGAAAAGGAAAAACAAGAGUUGGCUGAUUUUGCUCAUGGGAUAUUACAAAUUGGAAACGGUAGUGUCGCUAAUUCUAUAUUGUCAACUGAUGAAGAAAAUUCUUGGGUUGAAAUAUCAAAAGACUUUCUCAUUGAUUUUGAAGACAAUCUCAUUGAAAACAUGGUUUCAGCGGUGUACACAGAUUUUCAAAGAAAUUUUCAUGAUGUAUCAUAUUUGAAAGAAAGAGCUAUUGUUACACUGCGAAACGACACAAUGAUUGAGAUAAAUGAUUUUAUGUUAACUAUGGUGCCUAGUGAAAAUUGCACAUAUCUUAGUUUUGAUUAUGUGUCUUCUUCAACAGAAAAUGUUGAAAAUCUUGAUAUACUAUACCCAUUAGAAUUUUUAAACCAACUUGACUUACCUGGUUUGCCACACCACAAGCUGGCAUUAAAAGUAGGUAUGCCAAUAAUGUUGCUUAGGAAUUUAAAUCAAAGUUCUGGAUUGUGUAAUGGGACAAGAUUGGUGGUGAUGCAAUUAACUGAUAGAAUUGUGGAAGCAAAGAUCAUAACGGGUAGCAACAUUGGUGAAAGAGUUUACAUUCCAAGAAUCAUUACUGAAUCAUCACAAAAUAAAUAUCCGUUUACUUUGCGAAGAAGACAAUUUCCUCUUAGAAUUUUCUAUGCAAUGACAAUUAAUAAGAGUCGAGGACAAUCUUUGAAGAUUGUUGGGCUAUUUCUAUCUCAAACAGUUUUUUCUCAUGGACAGCUCUACGUUGCAUUAUCUAGGGUCACUUCAAAAAAGGGUCUUAAAAUUGUGAUUGCUCAUGAUUGUGAUAUGCCUUACGGAUACACAAAGAACAUUGUUUAUAAAGAUGUUUUGAAUCGUUUACAUGAAGAUUGA